Messenger RNA from Penicillium canescens, 3484 nucleotides. RefSeq names its product putative serine/threonine protein kinase (Prp4). The transcript has 4 exons. The record is from RefSeq and is a predicted model, not a curated record. Gene Ontology annotation, biological process: peptidyl-threonine phosphorylation; peptidyl-serine phosphorylation; mRNA cis splicing, via spliceosome. Bases 213 to 2558 code for a protein of 781 amino acids. NCBI's taxonomy places the organism in Eukaryota, Fungi, Ascomycota, Eurotiomycetes, Eurotiales, Aspergillaceae. Gene Ontology annotation, molecular function: ATP binding; protein serine/threonine kinase activity.
CCCAUCUCCAUCAUCGACACCUGCAUUUGCAAUCAUCUCUCAAGCUUGUUUUAACAAGCUAUGCGCUUGGGAGGAUAAUCUGAUACAAGGCUUUGGUGUGAAGGCAGGCCUCUUACAGCCGCCUCCUCCAAAGGCCGAUUCCGAUUGAACUUGAAGCGAGAAGAAAGAAGAUCACCUGUGCGUGUUGUUUAGUUCCUCGGCCCGUCGCAACUAUGUCGCAUCACAGAUCGAGGUCCUCAUCGACCCCUUCUGAGGGUGAGAUCAUCGAACCAGGACCAGAGAUGAAGGCAACUGCGUCAAAACCUCCUUCUAAAGGCACCAGCGUUGACCGUCCCACCAGAGAUAGUCCACCCUCUGCGCCCUUGUCCCCGUCACUAGAUGGCCCAAGUUCGCCACGCCGCAGGAGGUCCCCAAGACCCCGAUCUCGCUCUCCAUACCGGGAUAACAGAAGUUCCAAGCGUCGACGUGACGAUGAUUACGAGUACGAGAGCCGAUACGAGAGCCGACACUCCCGGCCCGAGCCUUCGCGAAAUUACGGGUCUAGAUACGACGACAGGAACAGAGAUCGAUCUCCUCUCGGCCGGCGGCCGAAGUCCUACUAUGACUAUGACCGCGAUGACAGUUAUGGUGGGGGAUUGCGAUACAGUGAUGACCACGAUCGACGCGAAGACAAGCGGCCGCGCACCCGCAGCCGAUCCCCAUACCGUGAAACGAGAAAGCCCAAGAAGUAUUCAGGCGACGAGCUUGAUCAGAAGGUAGAUGGUGUUGUGCCUUCAGCGGACUCCGGAAGACACAGGCCCACCGAACAGGUAUUGAGCGAACGAGGGAAGGCUGCUGUCGCCCGCGAUUCUAAGCUUGGUGCUGAAACACGUGAGAAUCAGGAGCAGGCGUCUAAAUUGCAAGCCUCCGUGGCUGAUGAAGAGCACCACCGUAACCCCGAACCCGUGGAGUCGCGUCAAUCCGAGCCAGCCGACGAAGCCGCUGAGCUUGAAGCUCGCCGCAAACGUCGUGAGGCUAUCCGGGCCAAGUACCGAAGCCAGGCGACUCCUCUCCAUCUGAAAGCAGUGGAAAACAUCGGUGAGGGUGAGACUGAUACAUCUACGCCUGGCAGUGAGCCGACUAGUGCAAAGGAGGCGUCAGAUUCUCCCCUAGGAACUCCCCAGGAACGGCCGGUGGAUCUCCCCAAUUUCAACCUUGGAAAGGACGUUGAUUUGGCCAAUUCGAAGGUCCCUGUUAAUGCUGCCGAUGAGAAUGAACCCUCCGCUGCUGAUUAUGACCCAACUCUUGACAUGAAGGAAGAGAGAGAGAAACAUAGCAACGUGCAGAUCAACAAGGACGACGUUUCUUCUGCGGCCUAUGAUGAAACUAAAACAGCUAAACAGGAUGUUCUCAUCCCUGAUGCGAAAGAUGAUGCAUACGACAUGUUUGGAGACGACGAUGAUAUGUUCGCCGAAGACGGGCCCCCGGCACAUGCCUCAGCAAUGUCAGCUGUUCCUCAAGGCAAGGAGCUUGAUAUCAGUAUGAUGGAUAACUGGGACGACUCCGAGGGCUACUACAACGUCCGUCUUGGGGAGCUGAUCAACGGAAGAUAUCAUGUCACGCAAAACCUAGGCAAAGGAAUGUUCUCAGCCGUCGUACGUGCAACCGACACUAAGACGGGGAGUCUGGUCGCCGUCAAGAUCAUUCGUCAGAACGAGACGAUGCGCAAGGCCGGUAUGAAGGAGAUCGAAAUUCUGGAGCAGCUCACGGCGGCGGAUCCGGAACACAAGAAGCAUAUUAUCAAAUUCGAGCGACACUUUGAGCACAAGGGCCACUUGUGCAUGGUGUUUGAGAACCUUAGCAUGGAUCUACGUGAGAUCCUGAAGAAGUUUGGUCGAGACGUCGGUCUAAACCUGCGCGCGAUCCGGGCCUACGCUCAACAGAUUUUCCUCGGACUGAGUCUCCUCCGCAAGUGUAACAUCCUGCAUGCAGACCUCAAACCGGAUAACCUUCUUGUGAAUGAGCAACGCAACAUUCUGAAGGUUUGCGACCUGGGAUCGGCGUCUCCAGCCUCUGAAAAUGAGAUCACUCCUUACCUCGUCAGUCGGUUCUACCGUGCCCCGGAAAUCAUCCUGGGCAUCCCUUACGAUUUUGCCAUUGAUGUGUGGUCUAUCGGUUGUACCCUCUUUGAACUGUACACGGGCAAGAUUUUGUUUACCGGCCGAAACAACAACCAGAUGCUUCGCUCGAUCAUGGAAUGCCGGGGCAAAUACCCGCCGAAGCUUCUACGCCGCGGGUCUCUGACGCCCCAGCAUUUUGAUGAUAUGCUCAAUUUCCACAGCGUGGAGGAAGACAAGAUCACCGGGCGCCUGGUUACGAAGAUCGUGGACUUCAAGAAACCUACGCGUGACCUGAAGACCCGGCUGAUGAGCCAGGGAACGCGCGGAAUGUCCGACAUGGACGCUAAAGAUCUGACCCUGUUCAUAGACUUCCUCGACCGCUGCUUGAGUCUGAACCCCGAGAAACGAAUCACGCCCGCGGAUGCAUUGAAGCACCCGUUCCUGAUGCGCAAGGUGUAACGAAGUGGCAUGACGGAAGGGACCACAGUUUCAGCAUGGCAGCGACUGCCUGCUGACCAGGAUGCCCCAGCCUCCUGGACGGACCCUGUCCGGCCGGCAUAAGCAUAAUGUAAUCAAGAUAUCGGCGUUACAGAAGGAUGAUCGAGGGUUGGUUUACCCCUGUCAAUAUGCAUAACUACAAACAGUAUGUAACUUAGCAUCUCCAACCUCUGAAACCAAUCCAAGUCCAGAUCCAAACCAAACAUUCUCCCGCGGGCCAACAACCCCAGCCCCUGUCGCGCUGUGUUUAGAUGGACCUUGUCCUAUCUCACCUUACCGAGGGGGUGGCUUAAGAUCCAUCCAGUCCAACCCCUCAGACCCUACGUACGAAGCGCUGUGUAGCCUCACAACCUCCGUAGAACGUACGAGACAAAGAACAAACGAACAAGUCAAACCCACUACAUCAUAUCAUGCCAUACCAACUCGGUUCCCAAAACCCACAUCAGCCCCAGAACCCGAGAAAUAAGCAAGCCCCCUCUGCUUCUAGCCUCUUAACAUUGUAGUCUCUAGCUUCAACCUACACUAUACUAUCGAACCGACCCAAACUCUCGGUGGCAAUCUCUCACAAUAGACGAAGAAAGCCGACAGCUCCUACCAGAAAGAACAAAAAGAAAUGGUCCAUCAACUCUUCAGCCCGACCCAGACUGCCGGUAAAGAACAAAGAACACAAAACCUUCAAUCUUCUCGGAACAUAAGCUACCAUCCACUGUGGCUCUAGCUAGUGUUCUAGAUUUCUUUCAUCCCGAACUCUCUCGCUACCUCGGUUCCAUGGUUCUGAGAUGUGUGGUCUUUCUCAUUUUUGGGUGUGGGAGGAAGGUGCAUACUAACUACGUAAGUUAACUUUGUAAGUUUAAGUUAGCUAUGUAGGGUUUAUGUUAGGAGUUAGG